AUGUAAUUUGAGAGAAGCGAUAGCGAAGAGAUUAAAAUGCACAGUAAGAGUUGCAGUUCUUUUCCUUAAAGCGAUGUCCUUGUUCAUCAAGCUUCAACAGUAUGCAGCGAAUCUUUUCAAGAUAGAGUUUAAGAUUUGAAAGAAAUUUAUAACGAAGAAUUGAGUCCAACAGCCGUUUAUUUGGCUUUCGAUACCAUAUUUGAGAAGCAAGUUGUGGUAAAGAAAAUCUUCAAAAAUAAAUUAGACGACUAUCAAAUUGAAUAAGCAAGAAUCGAGUGCCAAAUUGCUUGCAACGUCAACCACUUUAACCUUUGCAAAGGCUACUACAGCUAUGAAAACGAUGAAGAAUUCGGAAUUUUCAUGGAAUACGUAGAUGAUGCUGAAUAUUUGGUCGAAAAAAUUGAAAAUUCACACUCACCCAUCAAGAACGAAUUAAAAAUGAAAUCCUACGUCCUUGACAUCUUGGAAGGUCUUAAGUAAAUCCAUUCAGAAGGAUAUGUUCAUUUAGAUAUCAAAUUAUCUAACUUGUAUUGCAUCAGAAAAGAAAUCGAAGGUGUGAGAAGAGUUAAAGUUGGCGACUUUGGUCUUUGUCACAAAGUAGACGAAAAAACUGGUCUAGCCUAUGUCAAAUACAACUGUGGCACAUUUGGAUUCAAAGCCCCAGAAAUAAAAGAUAAUUCUUAUGUUUCACAAAAAGCCGAUAUGUGGUCUUUGGGUAUGGUCCUUUACAUGAUGGCCUGCGCAUAUAAGCCCCACUAAAUGAAAGGCUAUAAAUAUGGUACUGGCCCAAUUCCCUUCAGAGCCUUCGACUGGAAAAAGAGAUCCCCAGAACUUAAACAAUUCGUUGAAAAGCUCCUCGAUGUAAACCCCGAAAACCGUCCUACUGUCGAAGAAGCCUUAAAAGAUCCCUGGUUCUCAACUUCAGACUGA
Messenger RNA from Tetrahymena thermophila SB210, 930 nucleotides. RefSeq names its product kinase domain protein. Gene Ontology annotation, biological process: protein phosphorylation. Gene Ontology annotation, molecular function: ATP binding; protein kinase activity. The transcript has 4 exons. NCBI's taxonomy places the organism in Eukaryota, Ciliophora, Oligohymenophorea, Hymenostomatida, Tetrahymenidae. The record is from RefSeq and is a predicted model, not a curated record.